This is a messenger RNA of Aplysia californica (California sea hare), 2418 nucleotides long. RefSeq lists its product as uncharacterized. NCBI's taxonomy places the organism in Eukaryota, Metazoa, Mollusca, Gastropoda, Aplysiida, Aplysiidae. The record is from RefSeq and is a predicted model, not a curated record. The transcript is spliced from 8 exons. Gene Ontology annotation, molecular function: histone deacetylase activity. The coding region runs from base 1 to 948 and encodes 315 amino acids.
AUGGAGAUCACGGUGAAGCAGCACAAAUCUCCAGGACUCCCCAUUGUACACCAUAGCAAGUAUGUGUGCGACUUCCCUCUCAAGCACCGCUUCUGCAUGCGUAAAUUCCAUGCUGUUCUGCGGUACCUUCGAUCAGAUGGCAUCAUCUCUAUGAAGCAAGUCCUUGAGCCUAGAGAAGUCACCCAGGAGGAGUGCCAGUUGGUACAUCACCCUGACUACAUCCACAGGUUUUUCAAUGGUUUAACAUCUAAGAAGGAGCAGAGAGUGAGUGGUGUUGAGUGGUCUCCUGGCAUUGUGUCAAGGUGCAGGCAUGAAACAGGAGGCACGAUCCUCGCCUGUCACCUAGCACUAGUACGAGGUCUAGCAUGCAGCACUGGAGGCGGGACGCAUCAUGCCUUUGCAGCCCACGGCUCAGGCUACUGCCUCAUCAACGACAUGGCUGUGGCUGCUACUGUAAUGCUGAAGAAAAAGCUGGCCAGAAAAGUCCUCAUCGUGGAUCUGGACGUGCAUCAGGGUGAUGGCACUGCAUCCAUUCUACAGCACGCUGAGAAUAUUUUCACCCUGUCCAUGCACUGUGGCAGUAAUUUCCCCUUCACCAAACAAAGCAGUGACUUGGACGUUAGCCUCAGGGAUCAUGCCCAGGAUGAGGAAUAUCUCCAUGAGGUACACGAUGUCUUACCUUAUGUGGUAGACACUUUCAAUCCUGACCUGGUCAUCUAUGACGCUGGAAUAGACCCUCACAAGGAUGACGAACUCGGAAGGUUGGAUCUGACAGAUACAGGUCUGUACAAGAGAGACAAGUACGUGAUUGAUUUCUUGAUCAGUCAGGGCAUUCCCGUUGCCACUGUGAUUGGAGGUGGUUACUCUCGCAGCCUGGAGACUUUAGGGAAGAGACACACAAUAGUCCACAGAGCAGCCAGUAAGGUUUGGAUGGAUAGACAGCUGUGAAAAGUGCCACUUUGUUUUUGGUAACAUUUGACACCGUCCAACCAGCCUUCAUGCUGUUACACCAUGCGUCUUGACGGAUCUUCAUGCUGUUCACCUUACGUCUUGACGGACCUUCAUGCUGUUUCAUCAUGCAUCUGACAGACCUUGUCGCUGCCUCACCGUGCAUCUGAUGGGCCUGCACGCUGCUUCACCAUUCAUCAGACAAGACUGUUCGCUGCUUCACUUUCAGGUCAACAGUUACUUUGUCAGUUCGAAUGUUUGAGUCCCUUUUUGUAGAAUAUGUGGGCGGAAAAUGUCCUUGUAGUAUUGGAUGUUCCAACUUCUGGUAUACAGUUUGUAUUGGGUCAAGGCUCUCAGGGAUUUAGGUUGUGAUUUUUAAAGAAUUUUUAUUUGUACUUGUUUUAAAUAGAUGAUUUUUGGGCAUGUUGACCAAAUGGAAUGACUACUAAAGGAUGUGUCAACAGAAAAGCUAUAUUGUAAAGCUUUCUGCAAAAAGGGACGAGAUUGCACUUUGGGGGGGUGGGGGGGGGGUGUCCAUUUUAUUACAUUUUCUUAUUCUGGAAUGUCCACAGAUAAUCUUGUUUUUGAAAUGAUCAAAAAAGCUUUAUUAGUUUUCAAGAUAUCGCACUUUUUGCUGUCAUUUCUUACUCCUGUCAUGAGUAUAACCAGUUUCAGAGUCUGUCACUACCUAAAGUUUCAUAUCCUAUUUCGUAGACUUGUCUUUGAUGUACUGUCGGAAACCGCACCUGCCUUUAUUCCUUACCAUUCUUUCAACAACCCUGACAAAUUCAUUUGGCUGCCAUAACUUCAUACAUUUCUGCUGUAAAAAGUCGUGUACAAAUCAAAGUUUACGAAGUUUAUCAUUUUCUUGCUCAGUGAAGUGUAUGGAUUUGAGAUUUUCAAAAAUGACUGAAUCUGUUUGAAACGCAUUUUCGACAUACAGGAACGACCCCUCAAACCAUGAAACAAUGACAAUAUUUCCUUUUUUCAAUGCAUACAUACUGAAUAUGAACUGUUUCCACAAUACAUAGAUUUUGAAUAACUGUUAGGAUUUAUUACACAAAAAAACCCUCAACAAAUAAAAUGUUAAUAUGUCACACGUCAUUACGUCAUUACGUUGAAUAAUAAAAACAGGCCCUACUUACCCGUGGAUGCUUACUCACAAUUCACAUCCAAAAUGAAAACACAAUAAUCAAAACAAAAAAAAAAGCAAUUUUUUCGACCUGAAAUAUAGACGGAAAAUAGACGAAAGGUGGGGAGGGAGUGAAAGGUUACUUUUCGUACAUGAGAAAACAAAGAUGGCUGUGAAGGUAAAUGUUACGCAUGUAAAUUAUAUAAAAACAACUAAUCGAUCUGAACAAAGCUACAAAUGUCCCUCAGCAAGAUUACUUUUAUCGGAUAUCUAAAAAGUACGGUGUGAAGUGAAAAUAGGAUCAUAUUGUCAUCAAUACAAUAGUGAAAACACAAUAA